Messenger RNA from Eutrema salsugineum, 378 nucleotides. RefSeq lists its product as uncharacterized. The record is from RefSeq and is a predicted model, not a curated record. Lineage: Eukaryota; Viridiplantae; Streptophyta; Magnoliopsida; Brassicales; Brassicaceae. The transcript has a single exon. The coding region runs from base 1 to 378 and encodes 125 amino acids.
AUGAAGUUGCUGAAUUUUGAUGUCAAAAGUGCUCAUGAGAGGAGAACAAUGCAGCGGCACGAGCUUGAAGAAAUUAGGCAUCUGGCUUAUGACAACUCGAGGAUCUACAAGUAUAGAACCAAGGCUUACCAUGACAAGAGGAUCUUCAAUAGAAACUUUGCACCAAACGAUCAGGUGCUGCUGUUUAAUUCUCGGUUGAAGUUUUUUCCUGGAAAGCUGAGAUCAAGGUGGUCUGGACCUUUCACAAUCAAAGAGGUUCGACCAUAUGGAGCUGUAGUGUUGCUGGACACUAAAGGAGGAGAGUUUGUUGUCAAUGGGCAGAGAUUGGAGCCAUACCUCGCAGGCCCAAACGUUGAAGACGAUGCUCCUCAGGCCUAA